Anisakis simplex (herring worm) is the source of this 471-nucleotide messenger RNA. The record is from the annotation of a GenBank genome assembly. Lineage: Eukaryota; Metazoa; Nematoda; Chromadorea; Rhabditida; Anisakidae.
AUGAAUGACCCUCAGUGUCUGAUAAUUAGGGUCAAGGUACUGCUCCCGUUGGUUGCGUUAACUGUGGGCGUGGCUAGUUACCGUAGUCAUUUGACUUCGGAGGCACUGAUCUUGUUAGAUGCACUGGCUGUGGGCGUGGCUAAUCACUGUAGCCAUUUAACCCCGGAUGUACUACUCCCGUUGUUUGCCUUAACUGUGGACGUAGCUAUAUUUUCUUUAUCGCUCUUAACCGCAAAAAUUCUUUCGACUCUCGGUACAGUUGGCGGUGCUUGUGCAACAUACUCGGCCGUACGUGAACUAACCUCAACCCGCUUCACAGUGCCAUACUAUGUGCAACCGUUCCUGAGUAACAACGAAACAAGUUCUGAGCAUACGAAUUUGAAUUGUUGCGGAUUCGGGCAAAAUAUCACAAGGUUCGACAGUAUCGGUCACUGCUCACUGCCAACCGAUUUCUACAAUCAAAACUUGUAG